Messenger RNA from Struthio camelus australis, 2663 nucleotides. RefSeq names its product protocadherin 8 (gene PCDH8). Gene Ontology annotation, cellular component: plasma membrane. Gene Ontology annotation, molecular function: calcium ion binding. The record is from RefSeq and is a predicted model, not a curated record. Gene Ontology annotation, biological process: homophilic cell-cell adhesion. Lineage: Eukaryota; Metazoa; Chordata; Aves; Struthioniformes; Struthionidae.
AUGGCAGAAAGGGAGUGUGGCAGCAAAGACAACGAGGAGCUAGCUGUGCAGCUUUGCAGCACUGGGAACAUGCAAGAGGGGGUCAACAAGCUGAUGCCCAAAGGCUUAAGAAACCCCGGCGGUGACAUGCAUACUAAAGCAUGCGGGGGGACACCUCCUGAAAAGGCGACUGACGGCGCUGAUCACAGGCUCUCACGCGAGCGACACACCAAGCGCGGGCGCGCACUAGUCUUUCCGUGUGGCAGCCAGGUGCCCCCCGAGGCUCGGCGGCUCUUCCGCCUCGACCCGCGCUCAGGGCGCCUCACACUGGAGGCUGCUGUGGACUAUGAGCGCAACCGUACCUACGAGCUGGAUGUGCGUGCCCAGGACCGUGGUGCCAGCCCCCGCGCCGCCACCUGCACGGUCAUCGUGCGCCUCGCCGAUGUCAAUGACAACGCUCCACGCAUCAGCAUCAGUGCCCUCCGCGGUGCCGCCAGCGCUGCUGGCGUGGCUUAUGUCAGUGAGGCUGCGGCCAGCGAAAGCUUUGUGGCGCUCGUCAGUGCAUCGGACCGCGACUCAGGCGCCAAUGGGCAGGUGCGCUGCAGCCUCCGUGGCCAUGACCACUUCGCCCUGCAGCGUGCCUAUGAGGACAGUUACAUGAUCGUCACCACAGCGGCGCUGGACCGUGAGCGCAUCCCCGAGUACAACCUCACCGUGGUGGCUGAAGACCUGGGCUCGCCACCCUUCAAGACCGUCCGUCAGUACACAGUGCGGGUGAGCGACGAGAACGACAAUGCCCCGCUCUUCGCUAAGCCCCUCUACGAGGUGGCUGUGCCAGAGAACAACCCACCUGGCGCCUACAUCACCACUGUGGUGGCCCGCGACCCUGACCUUGGCCACAAUGGCAAAGUCACCUACCGGCUCCUAGACACCCAGGUCAUGGGGGCCCCCAUCUCCACCUAUGUCUCAGUGGACCCUGCUACCGGGGCCAUCUAUGCCCUCAGGACGUUCAACUAUGAGAUUCUCAAGCAGCUGGACCUGAGGAUCCAGGCCACUGAUGGGGGUUCCCCACAGCUCUCCAGCAGCACCCUCGUCAAGGUAAGGAUGGUGGACCAGAACGACAACCCGCCCGUCAUCAUCCACCCGGUGCUCACCAAUGGGUCAGUGGAAAUCGGCGUGUCCAGCAAGACCUCCCGUGACUCCCUCGUGGCCCAGAUCAAAGCCCGAGAUGCGGAUGAUGGGGCCAACGCUGAGCUCACCUUUGCCUUCCUAGAGGAACCUCAGCAGGACCUUUUCACUAUCAGCCCAAGCACUGGGGACAUUGUGCUGAGGGGCGACCUCUCUGAAGAGCUGGGACAGCUGUUCAAGGUCAUUCUCACCGUGACAGACAAUGGCAACCCCCCCCUGGCCACAACUGCCACCAUCAACUUUCUGGUAACUGCCACAGCUCCUUCCAGUAUCCAGGAGAUAGCCAAGCCCAGCUCCUGGGAAGGAAAAGCUUUGCACUGGGACAUCCCUCUGAUCGUGAUCAUUAUCCUGGCAGGCAGCUGCACCCUCCUCCUGGUGGCCAUAAUCACCAUUGCCACCACCUGCAACAGGCGCAAGAAGGGGAACGAUAUCAAAAACAAUAGUUCCUUGAAGGAGCAGAUAGACAUCUCCCAUCUGGAGAAGGGUCGGCAGGAGGACAGCGGCCAGAGGGGGAACGUGUUCGAGGUACGAACCUUUCCCAGCAAAACCUCCUUCACCAGCCCCGAUUCUUCUCCAGCUGCUGAAGAGAUCUCUGCUUCUGAGAACGGCAGCGACAGCACUUGCCUCUAUGAGGGUCAGAAGAGGCUCAGAGGAACAAACGGGGAGGGUUUCACUGCCACUCCAAGCUACAGCAAAGAGCCUGCCCCCGCUGUGGCCAUUUGGAAGGGACAUUCGUUCAACACCAUCUCUGGUCGAGAGGCAGAAAAGUUCAGUGGCAAAGACAGUGGCAAAGGCGACAGUGAUUUUAAUGACAGCGACUCAGAUAUCAGUGGAGAUGCCCUGAAGAAGGAUCUCAUCACACACAUGCAAAACGGACUGUGGGCCUGUACUGCUGAGUGCAAGAUCCUGGGUCAUUCAGACCGCUGCUGGAGCCCCUCCUGUGGCCGAGCCAACUCUCACCCAUCUCCCCAUCCUUCGGCACCUCUCUCCACCUUCUGCAAAAGCACUUCUUUGCCCAGGGAUCCCCUUCGCAGAGACAGCUUUUACCAGGCACAGCUGCCGAAGACAGUGGGGCUCCAGAGCGUCUAUGAGAAAGUGUUACACAGGGACUUUGAUCGGACAAUCACGCUGCUCUCCCCACCACGUCCUGCAAGGCUUCCAGACCUUCAGGAGAUCGGGGUGCCCCUGUACCCAGCCCCCUCAACUAGAUACCUGGGCCCCCAGACUGACACCACUGAGAAAGUGUAACCCUACACGCUCCCCGCCCAAGUACACACAUCCAUACGCGCACAUGACUAGGUCACUUCCAAGAGACUCUAAGUUAUUGACCAGAUCCAGUGUUGUACAUGUAAAUAUGCAAGAUGUGCCUUAAAAAUGAAGAUGUUGGGAAAGAUUUCCAAUCACGUCAGUACUGUUUGGUAUUUGCAAACAAAAAACUGUUUGUAGUUAAUGUAAUUUUUAUGAAAUGUGCAGUAUUUAAUUUUUUCUUUUCAUGU